Pieris brassicae (large cabbage white) is the source of this 1057-nucleotide messenger RNA. RefSeq names its product methionine-R-sulfoxide reductase B1 (gene SelR). The record is from RefSeq and is a predicted model, not a curated record. Lineage: Eukaryota; Metazoa; Arthropoda; Insecta; Lepidoptera; Pieridae. The coding region runs from base 171 to 707 and encodes 178 amino acids. The transcript has 4 exons. Gene Ontology annotation, biological process: protein repair; response to oxidative stress. Gene Ontology annotation, cellular component: cytoplasm. Gene Ontology annotation, molecular function: peptide-methionine (R)-S-oxide reductase activity.
UUUUUCGAUUUGUUAAAAAAAAAUAACAUUCAUCUAUAAUAUUCUAUGCAUUAUUAUCCAAACUAAAUUAUAGUCAAAACUUUAAAUUCAUAUCAGUAUUUUACUAUCUUGGUUAUUACGUAACGUUAUGCUAAGAUUUUUUGAUAGUACUGGAAUUUUGUGAUGUAGUUAUGCGUGUAUUACGGCCACUAAUGACUAUAUUUAGAAAAACUGUUCUGUCGAAUAAAAGCUAUCAGUUGCGACAUCCUUUUACCACUGCGCUUGUUUGGAGAGCCAUGGAAGACAAGGAGUCGAUAAAAAAAAGAUUAACGCCACUCCAAUAUCAUGUCACGCAGGAAGCAGGAACCGAGAGACCUUAUACCGGUCGUUACAAUAAAUUUUAUGAGGAAGGCCUAUAUGUGUGUAUAGUUUGUAGACAGGAAUUAUUUACAUCAAAAUCAAAAUAUGAUUCUGGAUGUGGUUGGCCAGCAUUCAAUGAUGUUCUAGCUAAGGAAAAAGUAACAUUACGCCAGGAUACCAGUGCUGUUGGGGCGAAUAUAUUACUGGUUUUAACACGACCAGGUAUGGUGCGAACUGAGGUGCGAUGCUCCAAGUGCUCAGCUCACCUUGGACACGUGUUCAAUGACGGGCCGGCACCCACCAAGAAACGUUUUUGUAUUAAUUCGGCAUCUAUUGACUUCAUACCGGCGGAGGAGAGAAAUGAUUAGAAAUUUCUUGUAGAGAAUUGUCUACUCAAUGUCAUCAAAUUGUACUUAACUGUAUGUUCACAAUACCUAUUUACAAAUUAUUUCUAAUAUUUAUUUAUGUAAUAAAUAAGAGCGGUUACUUAUAAGAGCCUUUUGUUCCAAUAAUAAUUGUAUAAAUGUAAUGAGGUUAUUUUUAAUUAUAUAAUUAUAUUUAGGCUACAAUUUGUUAUUUUGCAUAAUGUAACAUUGGUUACCACAUUGAAGUCAUGAUAAAUAUAAUUCUAUUAUCAAAUAUUGUUUAGUAUCCUUGUAAGAUGUGUAAUAUCUACUGAUUAUGGCUUGUGACUAACAAUAAAUAUUUUUGUAAAUAA